Prunus armeniaca (apricot) is the source of this 324-nucleotide messenger RNA. Lineage: Eukaryota; Viridiplantae; Streptophyta; Magnoliopsida; Rosales; Rosaceae. The record is from the annotation of a GenBank genome assembly.
AUGUGGGGCCGUUCCAGGGAUGACGUGGCGCACUCACGUGCAGUUUCGCGUACGGUUUUGCCUGGUCCUUAUACGCCAGACGUGGCCCUAGGGGAGGUGGGACAUGUGUCUCCAUCGAUCGUGGCAGCCCUAGAUUCUAAACAUAAUAAGUUUGCCCAUUCCCAUGAUUUAAGCUUCCAAUCCAAAGGGACCACCUGCUCCAUUUUGAUAUCCCAUGCUAGCUAUAACAUAAAGUUUGAAUGCCCCACUUUUGAGAUUAUAAUGCAUACUUUUGGGCCAUCGCGACCAAAGGCUCUUGUCGAGAUAAUAUGUAGUAGUGGAUGA